AUGCUACGUGAACACUCAAGUGAGGGUAGUGAAGUAGUUCUAUUCCAGAUGUACUUCCCUGGUUUCAGUUCUGAGAUUGGAGCUUUGCGAGGCAAGUUGAACAUCAAUGGCCUGGACGGCUCAUCGUUUCAGCUCGACGUGGACCAUGCGACCACCGUCCGAGAUCUACGUCGCCUCAUCAAGGACAAGCUGGGCCUCAAGGCGGGCGUCCGGCUGCAGCUCACCUCGGGCGGCCAAGUGCUGGAGGAAUCCCAGAGAUUCUGCACUCAGGAGAUCACCUAUGUGGCUCAGCCCAUUGGGGCGGGUCAAGCGGCAGCGAGUUUGCAGCAAGCACUGGCGGGGACCAGGUCAAGCGCUGAUAGAAGCGAAGACCUGGAGGUGGUGGAAGCACUAGAUUUCGGGGAGAGCUUCAAUGAAAGCCUGGAGCCUGACCUGCUGCCAAAGGGCUUGAAGAGCUUGAGCUUUGGCCUGGCCUUCGACCAAAACCUGUCAGCUCUUCAUUUGCCCGACACCAUCGAGAAGUUGACCUUUGGGACUUGCUUCAACCAAAGUUUGGUUAAGACCAAGUUGCCAAGCAGCCUUGAAGUGUUGACCUUCGGCAAGCGCUAUAAUCAGAGCCUGGCGAAUGUGGAGUGGCCAAGCAAGCUGCACACUUUGACCCUUGGGUCAGCCUUCAACAGAGAUCUUGAGGCAGCAACCCUGCCGGAGAGCCUGCAGAUCUUGGACUUUGGAGAGAUCUUCAACCAGAGCUUGGCAAAGGUUGUGAUGCCCAAGAAUCUGAAGACCUUGACCUUUGGGAAAGAUUACGAUCAGAGUUUGGAAGGCGUGACAUUGCCAAGUCGUCUUCAGACCUUGACCUUUGGCUGGUGUUUCGACCAGAGCUUGGAUGGUGUGAUUCUGCCAGGCAGCCUGCGGACGUUGACCUUCGGCGCGAAGUUCAACCAGAGCUUGGCAGGUGUGACCCUGCCAAGCAGCUUGCAGACUCUGACCUUCGGUGGAGACUUCAACGAAAGCUUGGAAGGUGUCAUGUGGCCAAGCAAUCUGCAGAAUUUGACCUUCGGCACUUGGUUCAACCAAAGCUUAGAAGGUAUCACUCUGCCAGGCAGCCUGCAGACUUUGUCCUUCGCUGGUGCAAGCUUCAACAAGAGUUUGGACAGUUUCAUGCUGCCAAGCAGCUUGCAGGAAAUCCACAUCAAUGACUUCAAAGUGCGCGUUCACACCUCGUGA
Messenger RNA from Durusdinium trenchii, 1227 nucleotides. The record is from the annotation of a GenBank genome assembly. NCBI's taxonomy places the organism in Eukaryota, Dinophyceae, Suessiales, Symbiodiniaceae.